AUGGAAGUCGUCGGGGCGGUGGCAAGCUUUAUAGCCAUAGGCCAGGCUUUAAGCACUGCUCGCCAUGUCGCUCACAUUGCCCGAGCGAUCCCGGGGAUAGAGAACGAGCUGAGGUGGCUCCAAAAUGAGGUCGAAGCUUUAGGAUUAAUCGAAGCAGAACUCGCUAAGGCGGGAGUCAUUGCCAGUGAUUCAAAAUUCGAAACACUGUACCUAGAAAAGGCCAUGCUUCAGCUUACAGAAUCCACGAGAAGCCUCGAAGAAAUCCGAAAACGCUGCACUCGACCACUGAGUGCCGACGGCAAAGACAAGAUCAAAAAGAGAGCAUGGUUCUGGCUACAAGCUGAGCUCUCUGACUGUCGAAGUAAAGCGCGAGAUGCCAGAGAAAACCUCCAACUUGCGCUCCAAUCAAUCAAUGCUCAAUCUAUCACGAAGCUCGUUUUGCAGAUCGAGAGUCUAAGCAUGCAGAUCGUUCCGCAUGUUCAACGGCUUGAAAGCUUUCCAGGUACCGGUGACGCUCCGGAGAGCCCGAAAUACAUAGAUGAGACGUCAACCCGCCUUGAUGAAGACUCGACAGCAUUCCAAGAUGACAAAACUCCACAAGCUGUAGCUAUUUGGGAAGAUCAGAUAUUGAAUGGAAAUUACGACGACUCUUGGUUCUAUGAGGCGCACGAUAAGAUUGUCAACACGCCUUCUCUACCCGAAGAGAAGAUGCAAGUACUCACUCGAAUCUUGUCUGCUGGUAAAUGGACCGUGAAUGCUAGUCAAACCCCGCUGCAUGAUGCCCUUUGCAGAGGUGAUUUCGACGCUGCUUUUCAAGCUGCCGAAGAUUCCAGUUGGGCCCUCAAUCAGCGGAACUACGAAGGCAACACGCCGUUACACAUCGCUGCAACACAAGGUCAUCUCAACAGUGUCAAACAUCUCGUGCGUUUAGGUUGUGAUAUCAACGAGGCCAACUGGACGGGCUGCACUGCUCUAAUGCUUGCUUCGAAGGGCGGCCAUAUACUCACGGUGCAAUACUUGAUUGAUGCUGGUAGCUGGGUCAAUGCCACUGACAGAGGGGGCGAUACUGCGAUGAUGGUUGCUGCCACGACGGGGCACAAUAAUCUAGCCGCAGUCAUUCGAUCUCUAAUCCGUGCGGGAGCAUCAGUAAACAUUACUGACCAGCAAGGGUUUUAUGCCAUCCAUCAUCUUACUUCGUCUUACAACAAAGGCCGUGUUAUUCGAGAGAGCUUAAGAGUCCUUCUAGAAGCCGGCGCUGACAUCGAAUCCCGAAAUCGUCCUGGGAGGACCCCGCUCUUGGUUUCGAUUCAGAGCGGAGACUGCAGAGGUACACAAUGCCUGAUCGAGGCAGGAGCAAAGACGACAUACGUAACACGCGAUGGUUGGGGCUUGCUUCAUGAAGCAGCUUUAUAUGGAACCACUAAGACGCUUCGAUACCUUUCAACUCUCAACUUACAGGAUAUAAACACGGGUUUGCGUACCGGCGACGGAGAAACGCCUUGGGAUUACUUGGUUUUCUCUAUUCAUGCGCAGGAUUGGCAACGUGCAGGGACCUUAACGCUGACCUCAAAACGACAAGAAGCGUUUGUCUCGUUGUUCAAAUCAAUCAGAGAUGAAAAUUUGACGGUUGAUAUAGAGCGGCUGGAUUGGCUACUACAAUAUUUGAGAGACAGGGAUCAGCGAGGUGCCAUAGCUGCAUUGAGCCCUCUGAUCAAGCAGAAAGAAGAUUGGAAGCGAUGGGAAAUUCUUGGUACAUAUAAAGCCAUCGGUUUACAGAUCCGAGAAGAGAUGUGGGAGGCAGCAGUUGAGUCUGUCGAAGAGGUUAUCGACUGCUUGCGAGAAAGAAUGGCCACAUCCCCGUGCGACAGCGAAUCGUACUACGAUCCGAAGACUCAUACCAUAUACCGAGCCAGAGAACUCGUAUGA
Colletotrichum paranaense is the source of this 1926-nucleotide messenger RNA. Its product is annotated as pfs domain-containing protein. The transcript has 5 exons. The record is from RefSeq and is a predicted model, not a curated record. Bases 1 to 1926 code for a protein of 641 amino acids. NCBI's taxonomy places the organism in Eukaryota, Fungi, Ascomycota, Sordariomycetes, Glomerellales, Glomerellaceae. Gene Ontology annotation, molecular function: protein binding.